AAAUUAUGUUGGUACAUCUCAGUAUAUGCAAGAAGAGUAAUAAUGAAUACCUAUUACGUUUGUGCAUUGAAAAUACUCUUUAUUUUAAGUUUUAGUCAAGCAAAUGUCAUAAAACAGAAUGCCGAUUCAUGCCAACAAAUAUUGGGGGAUGACGUGAUAAGGGAAAUCUGGUCUUAUGAAAAUGUAAAGGACGAAAUAUUACGAUAUGUCACAGAAGGAGAUUUUAAGGGGAAAACGUAUGACGAAUUGGCUAAGUUUGUGGAUAAGUUUGGUGCCCGACCAUCAGGAACAGAAGUGCUUGAGAAUUCUAUCGAUUACAUAAUUGACUUGACACGUGCCGAAAAUAUAAAUGAUAUUGUAACAGAAGAAUUAGAGGUUCCUCACUGGACUAGAGGAGAAGAAAGAAUUACCAUGUUACAACCGAGAGUGAAAAAUUUAGCAGUAUUAGGGCUGGGCCGUAGUGUGAGUACACCACCGGAAGGUAUAACUGCUGAAGUAAUAUUAAUAAAUGAUUUCGCUCAAUUAGAAAGUAGUAAGGAAGAGGACAUUAGGGGAAAAAUUGUUAUCUAUAAUCCUGUUUUUACAACAUAUAGUGAUACUGUAGCAUAUAGGACACAAGGUGCAACUAGAGCAUCAGCUAAAGGCGCUAUAGCUUCAUUGGUUCGUUCAGUUGGACCAUUUUCUAUUGAUUCGCCACAUACUGGUUUACAAACAUAUGGUGAAAAUGUAACUCAAAUUCCAACAGCUGCUAUAACACUUGAAGAUACAGAUUUAAUAAAACGAAUAAUUGAUCGAGGAGAAAAAGUAAUUUUAAAAAUUGAAAUGACAUCUUCUCUCGAUACUAAAAUAUCAAGAAAUACUAUUGUCGAUCUCAAGGGAACGGAGAAACCGGAUAGCCUCGUAAUAGUAUCAGGUCAUAUUGACAGUUGGGAUGUUGGCCAAGGCGCCAUGGAUGACGGUGGCGGAUUAUUUAUAAGUUGGGCAGCUCCUGUAAUUCUCAAACGUUUAAAUUUGCAACCAAGAAGAACAAUACGGUCAAUAUUUUGGACGGCAGAGGAAUUUGCUUAUGUGGGAGCUUAUGAUUAUGAGAAAAGACAUCUAGAUGAACUUCAGAAUAUAAAUUUCAUAAUGGAGUCUGAUGAGGGUACAUUUGCUCCUCUUGGUUUAGCAGUAGGAGGUAACCAGGAAGCUCGAUGCAUCAUUGCAGAGAUUUUGAAAUUAUUUGAAUCGAUUAAUGCUACUACUUUAAUAGAAGAUGAUAGUCCGGGUUCUGAUAUAGCUAUUAUUACAAAACAUGGUAUUCCAGGAGCUAGUCUUUAUAAUGACAAUGAAAGAUAUUUUUGGUUCCAUCACACCGAAGGAGACACUAUGAAUGUAGAAGAUGAGCGUGAUCUUGAUCUUGGGACUGCAUUAUGGACUGCCGUUGCCUAUAUAGUUGCUGAUAUUUCUUUCGAUAUACCUCGAUAAUAAAUUCCUAUUAAUUGAAUAAUUUUUCACGACACUUAAAUAUUUAAGUUACCUUUGAAUAUUAAUAAAUUCUUUCAUUAUUUAUAAUAGAUUAGAUUUAUAAAAUAGACUUAUAGAAUGAUAGUAAUAAAUUAUUUGCAAGAAC
Galleria mellonella (greater wax moth) is the source of this 1612-nucleotide messenger RNA. Its product is annotated as carboxypeptidase Q-like. NCBI's taxonomy places the organism in Eukaryota, Metazoa, Arthropoda, Insecta, Lepidoptera, Pyralidae. The transcript has 3 exons. The coding region runs from base 43 to 1467 and encodes 474 amino acids. Gene Ontology annotation, molecular function: metallodipeptidase activity. The record is from RefSeq and is a predicted model, not a curated record. Gene Ontology annotation, biological process: proteolysis; peptide catabolic process.